AUGGUCUAUCAAGGCAAGCCGUCUACAGCGUGUCGGACGUGUCGCCAGCGACGCAUCAAGUGCGAUGAAACGCGCCCCACAUGCGGGCAGUGCGCCAAAUCACGCCGCCAAUGUCUCGGCUACCCCGAGCACACCGACCUGUUCUUCCAGAACCAGACCACCGCCGUCAUUCGCAGGGCAAACCGCAUCAAUGAUGCCAACGCAAAGAAGGCGGCCGGCCUCUCUACAACGCCGCCUGCGAGCAAGGCAUCCUCCGAACCACCAAUCUUUCACACUUACAACUCCAGCGACACCACACCCGCCGGCUCCCCCGGUUACGGCCUCUCGCCCAUGAGUGCCGAAAUCCUCACGCACACCAUCUUCGUCAACCCCACCGAGCCGAUCGAGAACCGCGCCCUAACCUUCUUCCUGACCGCCAUGAUCGUCGAACCCGUCUCCGCCGGCCGCACCGUCGGCCACCUCGACAUCCUUCCCCGCCUAUACCUGCAAUCGCUCUCGACCUCGGCGCUCGCCAAAGUCACCACCGCCGUGUCCGUGGCUGCCUUUGGGGUCGUGGGCUCCGACACCACCCUGGUGCGAAGGCGCGCGUUCCUCGCGUACGGCGAGGCGGUGACGAGCUUGUGGAAAGCUUUGCGAGAUGAGACGGAGCGGGGUCGGAAUGAGACGUUGCUGGCGUGCGUGCUCAUGGUGGUGGUGGAGAGUUUGCUGGCGAAUGGCGCCGCCCCGACCGAGCAGUGGAGCAACCAUGUCAGGGGCGCGAGCGAGCUGUUGAGGCAGCGAGGGUGGGAUGUCGUCCUCAAAGAUUCCGUGUUGAUGAGGCUGUUCACGGUGGUUCGUGGGUUCAUUGGGCACACUGCCAGUGGGGCGUUAGAAGACGAGUUCUUUGAUCGAGAGCUGCCUGUCCCGCCAGGCUAUAUCAUGUCUCCGGAGACGAGGUUGGGCAGGCUUACCCUUCGCAUCGCCGAUUUGCGCGACCGGGGUUUCGCGACGCUGAUCCUCCCGGAUAACACGCACGGCGCGGUCGACGCGCUCAUUGCAGAAUGCCACAGCAUGGAAGCCGCUCUCCUCGACUGGGAAGCCAGCCUGCCGGGGAACUACCAGUACCGCCUCGUCUCCAAGGGCUCCCUAUUGCAGCACUCCCCCCGCAGCUCCAAAGCCAACUCCCCAACCAAGAGCAACGACAACAGCCCCUUCAGCCGCGACCCAACCAACCCGACCAUGGAACUCCUCCCCUCCACCCUCCACGCCUACGCGGAUUCUCACCUCCAGCGCCUCUGGAACUCAUACCGCAUCGCCCGCAUCUUUGUCAACGUGCUCCUGCACCGCGCCGCCCAGCUUCUCCUCACAGACCCAGACCGCUCAACCACCUCUCACGCCCGGCACUCCCCGCCUCCUGGUCCCGCCCCCGCCCCCGCCCUCCUCGCGUCCACAGCGCGACCCCGCCUCCUCAGCCUCGCAAUCGCCAUCCUCUCCUCCAUCCCCCCUUUCAUCCUCGAGCCGUUGCCCUCUGUCCCCCUCCCCCGCAACGGCAACUUCAGCCGCGCCUCGGAGAUCGCGCUGGCCUACCACUGCCUGUUCCCCCUGUACAUCGCACGGGGGGUCGUGUUGUUGGAGGCUGCCGAGAGGGAGAGGAUCAGAGAGGUCAUGCGCAGGAUUGUCGAGAGUUAUGGCGUUCGAGGCGGGGUGGAGUUGAUGGAGUUGGGGGAUGGAGAGGGAGAGGGAGGAGGAGGAGGAGGAGGAGAGAGGCCACUUUGGGGCGGGCCCUGGGGGAGGGAUUGGGUGGAGAGCGUGUGGGAGUGGAAUUUCUUGUAUGGGUGUGGCGCUCUUUGA
This is a messenger RNA of Cyphellophora europaea CBS 101466, 1830 nucleotides long. RefSeq lists its product as uncharacterized. Gene Ontology annotation, molecular function: zinc ion binding; DNA-binding transcription factor activity, RNA polymerase II-specific. Gene Ontology annotation, biological process: regulation of DNA-templated transcription. The transcript is spliced from 2 exons. The coding region runs from base 1 to 1830 and encodes 609 amino acids. NCBI's taxonomy places the organism in Eukaryota, Fungi, Ascomycota, Eurotiomycetes, Chaetothyriales, Cyphellophoraceae. The record is from RefSeq and is a predicted model, not a curated record.